Cannabis sativa is the source of this 594-nucleotide messenger RNA. Its product is annotated as LRR receptor-like serine/threonine-protein kinase RGI5. The record is from RefSeq and is a predicted model, not a curated record. The transcript is spliced from 5 exons. Gene Ontology annotation, molecular function: protein binding. The coding region runs from base 1 to 441 and encodes 146 amino acids. NCBI's taxonomy places the organism in Eukaryota, Viridiplantae, Streptophyta, Magnoliopsida, Rosales, Cannabaceae.
AUGGCUCACGAAUACUUUGUAUGGCGUUUUAAAACUGACGGUAAAAAGAUUGCGAGUGUGAGAAAACGACGCAAAUCCUCCUAUUCUUCACUUACCCCCAAAUCGACGAAACAGACUUUCAUUUUGAAGCUCUCGUGCGCGCUUUGUACUGAAAUCAGCUCUGAAGGUGUGGAGCGAUUUCGAACCGUACGUCUCCCACUGCUCUCAGAUCCUCUCGUCCUCAGCUCUGAAGGUCUCGAACAGGGAUGCGAUUUCGCUCAUCGGCGUAGGUCUCCUCUCCCACCUCCGUCUGUCUCCCACAAUGCAUUCAGUGGGCCAAUUCCAAAGGAGCUUGGGAACCUCAAGGAUUUAUUUAUGAUUGCCUUGGGAUCAAACAAUUUCUCUGGAACACUCCCCCCAGAACUUGGUAACUUGCCCAACCUUCAGCUAGUUUCAAGUUAGACGCUCUCUAUAGUAACGAGGAGAUCAAUGCCGUACGGGAUGAGUGGGCCGAAUUUGUGAAGCCUUUGAUUAUAGAUUAAGUACUUAAGGUUACUACACUUUUGUUAUAAUACAUGAGUAACAAGUUUUAUGAUUAUUGUUAUCUUUUGCAUA